Chironomus riparius is the source of this 1184-nucleotide messenger RNA. Lineage: Eukaryota; Metazoa; Arthropoda; Insecta; Diptera; Chironomidae. The record is from the annotation of a GenBank genome assembly.
CGAAUGUUUGUUUCUGACUGUCUGACACUUACAAAUAACAACAAACAAAAUUCACAGAAAAUGUCAAAACGUAAGUUAAGUGAUUUUGAGGAUGAAGUAGAGCGCGAAAAGCAGUUCCUCGAAGAUAUUGGACAAAAGCAUCAACACACAUUGGAUUCUGACGAAUCAGACAAUGAAAAUGAGGAAAAUCCAAUUCAUCACAUGAAUCCAGAUGACAUUGAAGGAGAAGAAGCCGGUGAUUCAUUUGUCAUUGCUGAUGAGGAGAUUAAAUUCACACCAUUUAACAUGAAGGAAGAACUGGAAGAAGGACAUUUCGACAAAGAAGGUCAUUAUCACUUUAAAAAAGGAGAAGCACAUCUUGAUAAUUGGCUGGAUGACGUAGAUUGGGUAAAAGUAAAGAAAGAAGCUGAAUAUCGAAAGAAAUACUUUCCAGGCGACGGUGAAUACUCAUCAGAUGAGGAGGAAAUAGUGCCAGAGACAAAACUCGAUCAUCUUGACUCAUACAAACAAAUUAUAGCUGAGAUGAAACCAAAAGAAUCUAUUAAUUCAGCACUACAACGAUUAAAUAAUUCAAGAGCGAAACUCACAACAGCACAGCGAUGGAAAUUAAAGAAGCAAGGCAUUGAGGACAAGUCAGCAGAGACAAUCACAAAACUCACUGGAAUCGUAAAUGAAAUUCUCACAAAAACAGGUAAUAUGAAUGUUUAUGAAUUAACGUACGAGCAAAUAAAGCACAAAAUUUCGGAAAUGGAAAGUGCAAAAGAUGCUGGGCCGAGUAAGAAUGCUGAUUUGGACAUGUACUCAGAUGAUUUUGAUGUAAAAGAGAAAUCAAAAAUCACUGACAAAACAGUCACGUUUAAAGUGCCGGCAAGUGUGAUAGAACCAGAAGAAGACAAGGAAGCUAAAUUGAUGUGGGAAUACAAACUUACUCAGAAUGAAAAUGAUAAAGUUCUCGGGCCAUUUUCGACAGAGCAAAUGCAAAUGAAAGCAGACAAUGGGGAUUUUAAGGAAUCUGUGUUUGUGAGGAAAGUCGGUGAGGAUCGCUUCUAUUCAUCGGCACGUAUUGAUUUUGAUUUAUAUUUGUAAGAUGAUAAAAUAUAUAUUUAAUUAAAUAAAUUUGUAUGGGCUGAUGGAUGGACACUCGUUGGCUCUUUGAAUGAUUAUUCAAAUCAUUUUUGACCAGC